This is a messenger RNA of Gigantopelta aegis, 5244 nucleotides long. Its product is annotated as cholesterol transporter ABCA5-like. The record is from RefSeq and is a predicted model, not a curated record. Lineage: Eukaryota; Metazoa; Mollusca; Gastropoda; Neomphalida; Peltospiridae. Gene Ontology annotation, cellular component: intracellular membrane-bounded organelle; membrane. The transcript has 30 exons. Gene Ontology annotation, biological process: lipid transport; transmembrane transport. Gene Ontology annotation, molecular function: ATP hydrolysis activity; ABC-type transporter activity; ATP binding. Bases 1 to 5244 code for a protein of 1747 amino acids.
AUGGACCUCGUCUUCCACACAAUUAUUUUGACACAUAGGACAUAUGCGCUGUUCCACUGGAAGGUUCUCAUAGCGCCCAGUCUCAAGACGAUUUGGGGCAACCCCGCAUCUAAAUUUUGCAUAAGCACUCCUGUAUUGUUUGAGCAUCAUCACACUCGAUACGUUUGUCCACCGUUUGUCCACCGAUUCGGAAGGAGACAGAGAGGGAAACCGCGACCCAUUGUUGUGAAGUUCCUGUACUAUAAAGAACUCCAAAUUGUUAAAGAACAUGCAUAUCAACUGAAAGGUAAGCCAUAUGGCAUUAACGAACAGUUUCCUGCAGUGAUUGAGGAACGCCGGAGAAGGUUGUAUCCCACGGCAAAGAGACUCAGACUAGGCGGCCAUAAAACAAAAAUGGUGAGAGAUAAACUGUUUGUCGACGGAAGACCAUACGACGAAACGACAUUCACAGACGGCCGUUCAUACAGAGACGUUGUGCAAGGCAGCACGAGUGAGCCGCGACAGACAAAUCAAAGUCGACAGAUUGAACAACCACAACAAAGCAGAGUUCGCGACGACGGCAGAAGACCGACACCAAAACGACAGCGUGCUUCGUCAACACCAACCGCUGAGAAUACCACCGAAUCAGAACUGAGACAUGACGAGAUAUUUUUCCCAGUCUUAUUUGUGUUACUCAUGGCGAUGAUCAAGGCAUUUAGCGAACCGAAAUCAUUCUCUGCUGUUUCGUUCCCUGAAAAUCCGCUUGCGAAUGGCAAAGCUGAUUUUAAUACUUCAAACAAGUUAUUAGUGUCGCCUAACACACUUCAUGUUGAGGGUUUGAUGACCGAAGUAUCGCGCCUUCUCGGUGGUAUUGAGUAUAAAUUGUUUCCCAAUCAGUCUGCGGCAGAAGAACAGUACAUAGCAAAUCCAAAGGCUGUGGCAGCUGGUAUUAUAUAUGGGUUUCGAGGUGGAACGAACUGGAAUUACGCAAUUCGAAUGCCAUAUAGAUCACUGCCUACUAGCAGUGAUAUGUUUACCCAGGCACAGAAUCAAGGUCAGUGUCGAAAGGAUCCUAAUGGAAUCGCAUCUGGAACAGAAUGUCAAGCCAACCAGUAUCUCACAACUGGAUUUGUCUGGCUCCAGAAUGCUAUUGAUACUGCUUUGAUUAAACAACUCAACCCAGCAUUUCGUAAGCCGAAUGUUUCAGUUCAAUUGAUGCCAAAGGAUACAUUCACCGAAAGUCUUGACGACAUUCAAAUUGGAUCGACCAUCUACAUUGUAUUGGCGUACUCUUUCUUCAUCAACUUUCUGUGUGUUAAUUUGGUAGCGGAAAAAGAGAAGAAGAUUAGAGAAGGAAUGAAGAUGAUGGGUUUAAGAGAUUCGGUUUGGUGGUUGUCAUGGACAAUUGUCUACGUGGUGGUUAUCCUUUUUGUCACUGUUCUUGUCGUCAUCAUUACUAUGGUAACAUCAUUUUUUUCCAAUAAUAGUUUGCUAAUUUUCUUCAUCACGCUAUUUCUGUAUGGAUUGUCGAUCAUAAACCUGGCGUUUGUUAUGACUCCGUUCUUCAAGAAAGCACAGGUUGCCGGAAUUGUGGCAGGUUUCUCCACUAUUGCCAUCAGCUUGCUGCAUUUCAUCGUGAACACGACGAGAAAAGCCACCCUAUCUGGCUACGACUACAGUAUAUCCCCAUCUGUUCGCUGGGCACUCUGUCUCCUGUCUCCUGUAUCAUUCGCCUUGGCCAUGGAUCAGGGAAUAUAUUUGGAUAUUGUAAAAGGAGGAAUGACAUUUUCAACCAUUACCAUGGGGGAAUUUCCAAUGUAUGCACCGAUUAUGAUGUUACUACUUGACAGCGUUCUGUACCUCUUCUUGGCAGUCUACUUUGACCACGUUAUUCCUGGUGAGUAUGGCCCCCGUUACAAGCCUUGGUUUUGCUUCACGUCGUCAUACUGGUUUGGACAAAAGAAGACAAAGAUAGCCAGCACAGUGGACGAAGGGGACAAUAUUACACUUCAAGAAGUGGACCAUAUACUGGAGCCAGUUUCUGCUGAUCUGGCAAAGAAAGUUGGCAUUCGAAUUUCUAAUAUUUCUAAAGUCUUCAUUGACAAGAAGACUACUGUGACAGCCGUGGAUGAACUGACGUUGAAUAUAUAUGAAGACCAAAUUACAGCACUGCUUGGUCACAAUGGAGCUGGGAAGACAACUCUGAUUAAUAUGCUUUGUGGGCUAUCCCCUCCGACAUCUGGGACAGCAACAAUAAAUGGCAUGGAUGUAUCUCACAGUAGAGAUAUGGAAACAAUUCGAUCAAUGACUGGGGUUUGUCCACAGCACGAUAUCCUGUAUGAUGAUCUCACGUGUCGUGAACAUCUCAGUAUAUUUGCUGGGAUUAAGGCAGUGAAAGAUGAGGACAAAGAUGCUGUUGAAACAAUCAUGAAUGCUGUUGAUAUUAUUGACCAAGCCGAUAUGUUUUCCAAAAAUCUGAGUGGGGGUCAGAAGAGGAAGUUGUCUGUUGCAAUUGCCUUAAUUGGAGAUCCUAAGAUGCUAAUCCUUGACGAGCCAACAGCAGGUAUGGAUUCGUCCUCUAGACGCCACCUGUGGUCACUUCUGAAGAACCUCAAAGAUGGAAAGAUAAUUCUACUGACAACACAUUUCAUGGAUGAAGCUGAUAUAUUGGCAGAUCGGAAAGCUAUUAUUAAUCACGGCAGACUGAAAUGUUCCGGAUCGUCGUUAUUUCUGAAACAAAGAUUCGGAAUUGGAUACCAUCUGAAUGGACUCAAUAUUAAAUGUUUCAGCAUGGUGGUAAAUCCUGAAUGUGAUGCUCAGAAGGUGACUACUCUGCUGAAACAGCACGUGUCUGGCAUUGAAAUGAAGAGGUCACAUGGUAAGGAGCUUGCCUUCACCAUGCCCAUGGCAGAAGUAAACAAGUUCCCAGGAUCAGGGAGACAAGAAAAUGAAAACACUGACUCGUCCUCCGAAAACAGGCAUUAUAGUAUACCAAUGCCGAAUUCAGACGAAACUGUGAAGCUUACGUCUCAGCAGUUCUGGACAUUGCUCAAGAUAAGAUUAAAGUUAAAGAUUCGGAACACUGCCGCUUUGGUGUUCCAAAUAUUGAUUCCCAUUAUCCUCGUCAUCGUUGGCUGCAUUCUCAGCAAAGACGGUACAACUGAGGAUAAGUCAGUGACAGAACCAGUGACAAUAAAACCAUUCUAUGUUGUUCCGAAUGAAGUACCUUUUCUCGCUAUUGAUUCAGCAGACACAUUAGCUUCAAAGUCGUUUAUACAUGGACUGGAGAGAAUAUAUGAUGUUCAUAAGGUCAAUGCAUCUGUCAAUAUUUCUGAAUUGUCAACAUACUGGAUGGGUGUCAAUGUUCGUGACAUAAAAGCAAACAUGGGUUCGACGUACACUGCACUGUACAAUGACUCAGCUAUCCAUUCAUUGCCGGCAGUGAUCAACGUCAUUUCAAAUGGACUUCUUGCAUUUGCUGAGAAUAUAACUGUAUCCAGUUUAAUGUGGCCAUCAGUUUUGCAAUCAGUCCAGGCUAAACUGUCGUACAACCCCAAUGCCUUCUCAGCAGCGUUCGUUCUUGCCGUUGCAUUUGUUGUUGUACCAGCGGGCUUCAGUGUUGAGAUUGUUGCUGAUCGUCAGAUUCCAUCGUUUUCCCCUGCAGGUGCCAUGUUAUCUCUAGUGUUGCUCUUCGCAGCGUAUGUUCCUGCCAAUCUCUUGCUUUCCUAUGUUGUUUCGUUUGCCUUUAGCAAAUUCGAAACAUGCCAGGCAGUCCUGCCCAAUGUUUUCAUCUUUUCGGGAAUUAUACCCUACAUAGUGAUAUCUCUGAUGGAUAUGUUGGGUCAACCAGACGUAGCACAAACAAUUCACUACACGUUGUGCGUCAUUGAUCCACCAUAUAUCAUCUUUGGCGGCAUCUACUACAUUGACAGAAUCUCACGUGUAUCUGAUAUUCUACAGAAGCCAAUAACAUUUGAUAUGUACUUUGAGUGGAAUAACAAUAUCAUCUAUGCGAUUGUUAUGUCUCUGUUUCACAUUGAACUAAUGAUCAUCCUUCUAAGAAUUGUGGAUAUGUACAGUAGGGGCAGGAACCUCGCUUCAGCAGCAGUAAAACAUUGCAAAUCACAGGUGCAGGAUGUCCCAGAAGAAAACAUCGAUAUUCCAGUGGAUGAAGAGUCCGAUGUGACAGAGGAACGACAACGUGUAUACAAGCUUCAGAGUGAUGAAGAUAAAGACAUGGUUCCAGUUGCAUAUAUUAAAAAUCUAAGAAAAGAGUUUAAGAAGCGAGGCAGAACAUGUCACCAGAAGAAAGAGAAUUUGCUGAAUGUUGCUGUACGUAAUGUGACAUUUGCUGUGAAUAAAGGAGAGGUGUUUGGUUUGCUUGGACCCAAUGGUGCUGGGAAGACAACUACAUUGAAUAUGAUCACAGCGGAGAUUUCGGCUACUAGAGGAAAGAUUAUUGUAGCAGGUCACAAUGUUCAUUCCAGUACAUCCAAAGCAUUUCAGGCACUUGGCUACUGUCCACAGCAUGAUGCAUUAUGGGAUUCCAUCACACUGAAGGAACAUUUGGAAUAUUAUGCAGCCAUUAAAGGAAUACCAAAAGGACAGAUUGAAUCACUGAUCAACCACUACAUAGAAAAUCUGAAAGUAGGAGAGCAUGCAGACAAAAAAGCUAAGAAAUUGUCUGGCGGAACUCGAAGAAAGGUUAGCUAUGCAAUGAGUAUGCUGGGCACACCACAGGUUGUUUUGCUGGACGAACCAUCUACCGGCAUGGAUCCGCAGUCCAAGCGAUUUCUCUGGGACACAAUCAGCUCCAGCUUUAAAUCAAGUGAACGAGGGGCGAUACUGACAACGCACUACAUGGAAGAGGCUGAUGCCCUAUGCUCUAGGGUGGCCAUCUUGGUUAAUGGUCAUAUUAAAUGUCUUGGAUCAACACAGCAUCUGAAAGACAAGUUUGGAAGAGGCUACCUGUUAGAGAUCAAACUACAAAACACAACUCCUAAUAUUCAAAAGCAAAUGGAUAAACUCGAAUCUCGCCUGGUCAGUCUUUUCCCAGAGAUAGAAUGUCUGGAGCGUUUCGCAGAACGUGGUUGGUACAGGAUUGCCAAGAGCAAAACGUUGCUAUCGGAAGCAUUCUCUGUAUUAGAAGAAAUGAAGAGUUCACACAGUGUAGAAGAAUACAGCUUUAGUCAGUCUACUUUGGAGCAGGUUUUUUUGGACUUCGCCAAGCACCAGAAAAACGAAGAAAUUGACCAACUCGAGUGA